Molecule: messenger RNA, 1356 nt
Organism: Morchella sextelata
Lineage: Eukaryota; Fungi; Ascomycota; Pezizomycetes; Pezizales; Morchellaceae
Exons: 1
Coding region: 1-1356 (451 amino acids)
Molecular function (GO): protein binding
Source: RefSeq, a predicted model, not a curated record
AUGGAAUAUGAGGAUUUGAUGACCAAACCUCUCCUCGACACCCAAGCGGAGGAAUGUCACCUCUCAUCCGGGGACUCUGACAGACAUACGCCAAUCAUUGAAGCGGCAGCAAACGGGAACCAUGGACUUGUGGAGACACAGAUUGAGCAAGGGGCUGCCAACGAUGACGGAAAGACUGCACUUUGGGCGGCUAUUUUGUCUAAAAAGGAAGAUAUAGUCAGACUGCUACUCGAACACGGCGCUGAUUUAUCUGUCAAAAAUAACGAGGGGGAAACUGUGCUUUGGGCAGCUGUUCGGUCGGAACAAGUCGAUAUUAUCAAACUCCUGCUCGAAUAUGGGGCGGACGUCUCAGCCACAGACAACGAAGAACGAACUGUACUUUUCGAAGCUGCUAUGACCAUUUUAAAUUGCCCUGAGAUUGUCAGUCUUCUUCUCGAGCACGGCGCUGAUAUCUCAGCCAAAGAUAAGGAUGGAAACGGUGUACUUUCGAAUGUGGUCAUGUCGAAUCAUGAGCUUGGGUUCUAUGUCCUCCUCAAUUGCGGUGCCGAUAUCUCAGCCAAGAACAACGAAGGAAAGACUGUACUUUGGGAUUCUCUUUUGGCGGAACAGGAGAAUAUGGUCACCCUCCUGCUUUCCCACGAUAUCGAUCUCUCAGCCAAAGAUCUUGAUGGAAGAACUGUACUUUGGCCAGCUGUUUUGGUAGAGAAUGAGGAUUUACUCCUACAACUACUCAAUGAAUUCGAAUCUAUCGAUGUUUCAGUCACAGAUAAUAAUGGGGAGACGCCACUUAUGGACGCCGCUUAUUUAGGAAGUGAGGUCGUAGUGGAUCUUCUAAUUUCUUACGGCGUCGAUGUCUUGGCCGCGGAUAACGAGGGAAACACUGCACUUAGUGACGCCGUUUUAUCAGGCAGGACGAAUAUUGCCGAACUGCUCCUCUACAACGGUGCUCAUAUCUCAGCCAGGGAUAACACCGGACAGACUGUACUUUGGAAUGCUAUCUAUACAGGAAGUGAGGCUAUGCUCAAGUUCCUUCUUUCUAACAACGCCGAUAUCUCAGCCAAAGAAAAUCUUGGAAGGACAGUUCUUUGGUUCGCCAUUGGCCUAAAGGAGAACUCGGAAGCUAUGGUGAAGUUUCUGCUUGAACAUGGCAUCGAUAUAUCUUCUGCUGCGAUAGAUGGGUCAACUGCUCUUCACUACGCUGCAAGCAAAGGAGCCCUCGAGGCUGUCAAACUCCUGGUAGAUCGUGGUGCCGAUACCUCUCUCUCAGAUGAUUCUGGAGAUACACCACUCACUAUCGCGAUACGAGAAGAACACAAAGAAGUUAUAAGAUUAUUGGGAGGGACAUGUGCUGAAUAG